Messenger RNA from Rhagoletis zephyria (snowberry fruit fly), 1707 nucleotides. NCBI's taxonomy places the organism in Eukaryota, Metazoa, Arthropoda, Insecta, Diptera, Tephritidae. The record is from RefSeq and is a predicted model, not a curated record.
AUGAAGUUCGCUGUUGACCUGCUUACUGCCGGUCGUUAUCUUUGGCGAAAACUGCCGCCAAAUCGUGCAAUAUUUACGCAACGAAAGCAUGGCUUUCAGAACGCCGGACAGCAAAGCCUUUCUUUUCGACGAUUUUCAACAUCUAACCGACACUUUGGGUCUGAAAAAGUGGCCAUAUUGUUCGAUUUGUUCAAAGACAACCAAGGAACGGUUCCAGUAGACGUUUUCCUUCAAGAUCUUCAGUCUACUGGUUUUAAAAAAAGCGACCCUCGCUUUAAAAAGAUGAUUGACAAUUUGCAUUCACUCUCUCGUGAGCUCGGCGAAACCUCCAUUGACAGGCUAACACUCAAUGAAGAACAGUUUGAGAAAGUGAUUAAAGAUAGUGUUAUCAUCAUCAGUCAAGCCCUGCAAAACUCUGACAUUGUGAUUCCCGACUUUCCCGAAUUUUGUAAAUACGUUGAAAAUUUUUACUUUAAAUGCAAAGCCAACACUUCAGGGAAGCCGGCAGAGUACAUUCCUCAGCUGGCCAAAGUAAAUCCAGAAUACUGGGGAGUUAGUCUGUGUACGGUGGACGGUCAGCGUUUCUCAAUUGGAGAUACCAAAGUCCCAUUUACUAUUCAGUCUACUGGCAAGCCAAUUAACUAUGCAAUCGCACUAAGCGAACUUGGCUCGGAGGUGGUCCACAAAUAUGUUGGACAGGAGCCAAGCGGUCGUAUGUUCAAUGAGCUUGUGCUUGAUCAGUACAACAAGCCUCACAACCCUAUGGUGAAUGCCGGUGCAAUUGUGAUUUGCUCUUUGCUGAUUAACUUGAUUGAGCCCAACUUGGCAGUCUCAGAGAAGUUUGAAUGGGUGUGCAACUACUAUAAGCGAAUGUCCGGCAGCGAAUACUUGGGCUUCAAUAACGCUACAUUCUUGUCCGAAAAAGAGGCGGCUGAUCGAAACUACGCUAUUGCUUAUUACCUGAAGGAGUACAAGUGCUUUCCCAAAAAUGCCGUCCUCAAGGAUACGAUGGACUUUUACUUUCAGCUGUGUUCCUUGGAAGUCAACUGCGAAACAGUGAGCUCAAUUGCAGCUACUCUGGCCAACGGAGGCAUUUGUCCGCUGACUAACAAUCAAGUGAUCACUUCAUCCUCUGUCCGAGACGUUCUCUCCUUGAUGCAUUCCUGUGGCAUGUACGACUUUUCUGGCCAGUUUGCAUUUAACGUUGGCUUACCUACUAAAUCAGGAGUGUCUGGUUCGUUGAUGGUAGUCAUUCCAAAUGUGAUGGGCAUCUGCUGCUGGUCCCCUAAUCUGGACAUGUACGGCAACUCUGUUCGAGGAGUGCAAUUUUGCGAAGAGCUGGUGUCGGUGUUUAACUUUCACCAGUACGACAACUUACGACACAGUCCUCACAAAACCGACCCGAGGAAACGCAAAGCCACUGCUAAAGCCAGUGAAAUGAGUAGCGUUCUUUUUGCCGCCACUAACGGCGAUAUCAAGGAAAUCAGACGAUUCUACCUGUCGGGAAUGAACAUGAACCGGAAGGACUACGAUGGACGAACAGUUUUGCAUAUUGCCGCAUCUGAAGGACACCUGAACGUCGUUUGUUUCUUAGUCAAUGUGUGCAAAGUGGACAAGACAAUCAAGGACAGAUGGAACAACACGGCACUGGACAAUGCACUUCAAUUCGGACACCAAGAUGUGGUUGAUUUUUUGAGUUCCAAUUAA